Paramecium tetraurelia is the source of this 666-nucleotide messenger RNA. RefSeq lists its product as uncharacterized. The record is from RefSeq and is a predicted model, not a curated record. The transcript has 5 exons. NCBI's taxonomy places the organism in Eukaryota, Ciliophora, Oligohymenophorea, Peniculida, Parameciidae.
AUGGAUAAUUAUUUCACAAUAAUCAGUUUGCUUGGUUUGAGAAAUCAGAAUUUACCACCAUUCAGAGAAGCUCGUUUAAAGCGUUAUAAAUCAAUAAAGAAAAUGGUGGAAUUGAUUGAAACAGCAGGAUGGACUCAACCAAAGGUACCAUUUAAUGCCUUCUGUCUCAGUUCAUAAGACCCUGAAUGGGAAGAUGACAUGACUUAUCCUGUAAUCGAAUAUAAUAAGUUUGGAUACUAAGCAUUGGCAUUUGGAAUGAAUUUGUUCCUCUAUGCUUACAAUUACAAUGUGAUAACACAAAACAUUAGAUUCAGAACAUUUAGAUACCUCUUCCCAGUUGUAUAAUGUGUGAUCUUUAGCAGAAUAUAUUUCGAAUACAAAUCAGAACUCACUAAAGUGAACUUGUUUGAUGAGUAUGUUCAAUUGAGAGCAUAAGAAUUGGUAAAAGAAAAUGAAUUUUUAUUGGAACAUGAAGACAUCAAAAGAUUUGUAUGGUGGUAUGAGGAUUACAAAGAAACCUUAUGCAGAGUUCACAGACAAGCAAAUGAUCAUGCAGCCACAGACUUCAAAGACUCAGAACUAAUCUUACAAGAUUUCAUUCGAAGAUACACUAAUCCAAACUCAGCUAGACCGCUCAACUAUCAAGAGAAGGGAGUCUUGUUCUGA